This is a messenger RNA of Kalmanozyma brasiliensis GHG001, 885 nucleotides long. RefSeq names its product Polysaccharide deacetylase. Lineage: Eukaryota; Fungi; Basidiomycota; Ustilaginomycetes; Ustilaginales. Bases 1 to 885 code for a protein of 294 amino acids. The record is from RefSeq and is a predicted model, not a curated record. Gene Ontology annotation, molecular function: hydrolase activity, acting on carbon-nitrogen (but not peptide) bonds. Gene Ontology annotation, biological process: carbohydrate metabolic process. The transcript has a single exon.
AUGCCUCGCGUUCUUGUAUCCUACGGCGUCGACAUCGAUGCAGUCGCCGGCUGGCUCGGCUCCUACGGCGGAGAAGAUUCCGUCUCGGACGUCUCUCGCGGCAUCUUUGCCGCGGAAGUGGGCGUCCCUCGCAUGCUCAAGAUGUUCCACAAGAAGAACAUCAAGGCGACCUGGUUCAUCCCUGGCCAUACACUCGAGUCUUUUCCGAACGAGUGCAGAGCCAUCGUCGAUGCGGGCCACGAGGUUGGUCUGCACGGCUACACCCACGAGAAUCCCAACGCCAUGACUCUUGAGCAGCAACGCGACAUCCUAGCAAAGACCUUCAAGCUGCUCACCGACUUUGUGGGCAAGCCACCAACCGGCAGCGUCGCUCCGUGGUGGGAGACCUCGGAGGAGAACGCAGAUCUGCUGCUCGAGUACGGCAUCGAGUACGACCACAGCAUGCACCAUCACGAUAGUCAGUGCUACUGGCUCAGGACCGGGGACCAAUGGACCAAAAUCGAUUAUAAGGCCAAGGCAGAGACCUGGAUGAAGCCGCUGGUGCGUGGAAAGACGACAGGACUCGUGGAGAUCCCGGCGAACUGGUACGUUGAUGACAUCCCCCCGAUGAUGUUCAUUAAGACUUCGCAGACGAGUCAUGGUUACGUGAACCCGAGGGAUAUUGAGGACAUGUGGAAGGAGAUGUUCACUUGGCUUUACGAGAACGAGGGCGAUUUUGUCUUCCCUAUCACGGUUCAUCCGGACGUUUCGGGUCGCCCGCAGGUGCUUGCGAUGCACGAACGCUUCAUCGACUGGAUUAACACCCACGAGGGCGUGCAGUGGUGCACCUUCGACGAGAUGAACAAGGAUUUCCGAAGCCGCAAUAAGGCGCCUGUCGACGCCUGA